AUGAAACUGGCUAUGGCUGUAGUACUUGGCUUAUUUUUCACAUUUAAUCUAAUACUACUUCUUAAUGGCGUAGGACUUAUUAUUACUCCCCUAAGUAACAUGGAUACCUUCUUGGAUAUGGUUAGACCACUUUACGUUCUUAGUUCUAUUUUUUGCAUCCGCAAGUACUCCGUUCGUGAUGGAAUUGUUGCAACCAUUAGCCGCAAGGAAAUGCUUAUCACAAUAAGCGCAAAUUGUAUUUUGGUUUAUUUGUUCUCUUCUACUUUCCGAAGCACAGAAUUAGAGGAGAUUUCCCUCAAACUAUUUUAUCUUGUGAUAUAUGGCCAACAUGUGUUUUCUUUCGUCAUCAUAAGUUGUCAUAACAUGAGAUUGAGUAAGGUGUUUGUGGAAUUAAUCAAAAUACUUCAGGAAAUUUAUAAUUUUGAAAGAAGUCAGCUGUCGUCUAAAGCGGUAAAAAGAAAGUUGAUGAUUGCUUGUGGAAUUCUGAUAUAUUUAUAUAUUGAGGUCACCAUUCCAAAAAUCGUGUUAGAUCCAUACUGGAAUUGGUACAGAUGCUUGUUUCUAGGUCUCAGCAUCAUCGUCGACUUUGAAAUGGUUUUCAUAAUCUUUGUAAUCAGAUUUUUGGCUUUAAAAUUCAAAACAUGGUCUAAAGUUAUGAUUAAAUAUUCCUCUGACCAAAAAAAUUACAAUUGUCAGACUAACUUUAUGAACAUAGACAGUCCAAUACAAGAAAUAAGAAAUACAAGUUCAAGGAGGAAAUAUGAAACUGAGAAUUUAACUGAACGUAGACAAGACAGCGCCAUAGAAGUAUACGAAGAGUUUGAUGUCGACAACAGAGAUGAAGCAAAGAAACUGUUUGAAGUUUAUGACCAAUUAGUAAAUAGUACUAAUCUGAUGAAAUCUGCGUUUCAAUUCACUGUACGUGAUCUGCUUGUUACUUUUAGCAGUGUGUUUGUUUUUCCUAUCAUUUUAUUCCCUCAGUUAAACACGAAAACAAGGAGCGGCGUGUUAAUCAGCCACUCCGCCGGCAUUGUCGCAUGGAUUGCAAAGGCGUUGUUUAUACAGGCGUUUGUGGGGUAUGAGAUGGAGUGCCUAUACACAGGCGUGCGAGCUUCGCGUACGGCGGCCUGUGUUCUUGUGGGUCGUCGACAUGAUUUGGCGACGACCCGAUCAGCCAAGAACGCUCUGCGACUGUCCAGUAGUAGACCGUGCCGCUUCAAGGCCGUCGGCGCGCUGCCCGUCGACGCUGCGUUACCGCUGCGACUCGCUGCGCUGGUCGGCUCCUACACGGUCGUCUUGUUGCAAUUCGCGCUGCCAUAA
Messenger RNA from Cydia fagiglandana, 1320 nucleotides. RefSeq lists its product as uncharacterized. Lineage: Eukaryota; Metazoa; Arthropoda; Insecta; Lepidoptera; Tortricidae. The record is from RefSeq and is a predicted model, not a curated record. The transcript has 5 exons. The coding region runs from base 1 to 1320 and encodes 439 amino acids.